GCGCAACUUCUGAACAGCCCAACACCACCAUGGACGUUAAGGAGGUCGAAGUAUCCGAUCCCACGGACUGGCUGGAUACUUCACUCUCCUCCCUCUUUGCUCUAGAUUCUGCAUUGCGCUGCCAGGUUUGCAAAGAGUUCUACGAUACACCUAUGAUCACGUCUUGCUCGCAUACUUUCUGUUCUCUGUGCAUACGACGCUGUCUUUCAAGCGACGGAAAGUGUCCAACAUGCCGUAGCGAUGAUCAAAGUAGCAAGCUGAGGCGGAAUUGGGCGAUGCAGGAGUGUGUUGACGCAUUUUCUAAAUCACGGCAGACGAUGUUGGAUCUUGCCAAAAACAGUCGCCAGGUGGACGAUCACCCAAAGCGCAAAAGGCGGAAGCUCAGCAAUUUUAAUUCAAGUCCUCACGCCUCCGAGACACUUCCUGCACGGCGGACUCGAAGUUCUGCAAGGAUAGAGGGCCGAGAAAGCGUGCCUGCAUCUCAGGACGUAAUCGCGCUGGAUAGCGAGGAAGAGGAGGAUAUUUAUGUCCCUGGACACGACGAGCAAGUACCAGAGCCAAACGACGGCCUCGUUGCAUGCCCCAUGUGCAACAGACGAAUGAAGGAAGAGGCUGUGUUCGCUCAUCUCGAUCAUUGCAACGGCCAACAGGUCAAAGAGAAUACUCCGACUUACGUUCCACAUCCCCGUCAACCUGCCAGACCUUCCCAGCAGCGCGUAAAUUCCCCUGCAAAGCAUUUACCCCACCUGAACUACAGCCUUUUAAAAGACACUGCGCUGCGGAAGAAACUUCAGGAGCUUGGAAUACCGUCCUGGGGUAACAGACAGCUGCUAAUUCGGCGCCACACACAGUGGGUUGAUAUAUUCAACGCAAACUCGGAUUCGCCGAGGCCAAGGAGCAACAGAGAGUUAUUAAGAGACUUGGACGUGUGGGAGAGGACGCAGGGUGGGCACGCACCGGGCCAAGGUCAAUCGGGACCCGCUCCUGUUAUGCGGAAAGACUUUGAUGGGAACGAAUGGACAGGAAAGCACAAGAGUCAGUUCGAGGAUCUUGUGGCUCAGGCCAGAGCAAAACGAAAGACGGCACCUUCAGCUUCUGCGACAGAGAUCAACACUGUCAAGGGCGUGGAUACCAUGGAAGGCUCGACCACCAUACCGGAUUCACCCUCCCAAGUGGCAUCAGAUGGGAUUGGCAAGGCGAAUGAUGAAUUGCCACCAAAAAUCGAUACAUCUGUAUCAGCCUCAAACAUAUCGGAAGCUAUAUCUUCCUCCCCAGUUGCGUCUAUGCUACAUUCCGCAGCACAGGACGUUCGGCGGCGAACAUCGAUAUCUGGAGGGUCAACAACCGCCUCUGGCCUAAUAUCUAUGCACUCAAUUCCCAAUGUCUCAGCAACCUCUGCUUCAAUUAUGGGAAUGACACAUUCGCCGAGUGGAACUUGGAAGAGCCAGAGAGCAGACAGUGACGCAACCCGGGAACGAGAGCCAAGCAUUUCUCAAAGUGAGACUUCGCUGCCGGAAAAGUUAGGGCUGCAGGCAAAGAACCUGAAGCAGGUACCUAUGUUUGAAGUUCCAGCCAACCCAGUAAAUGAUGUGGAAGGUCUGGGAAGUGGCGAAGGUGAUGGGUGAUUGGAGCAAAGCUUCAAGACUAUCAAGAAAAAAAGAACACAUAAUCCAUGUGGGUCUUAGCGACUCGUUCUCGCCUAAGAUUGUUUGUACAUUUCUAGGCCUAUAUGUCAUGGUCACACUCUUGAUCUUGGGAGUAUUUGGCCAAAAUUUAAGCCAACUACCAGCUUCUCUCAGCUCGCUUUUUUAGUUUUUACAUCGAUCACACUGCUUGCUAAAUGCUUCAAAGCUGUUUCACUCCGCUAAAAAGAUGUACGCCAAAUUUUCCUUCCAUCAGCAAGCGUUCAAUUAUCUUGGAAGAUACCAAAGAAUAUUCGGAAUCCGUAUGAGACGCUGGCAACUUCUGUACCAUUCGCGGCCAAGAUUCGCCAGUUAACGAGUAGCCUAGGGUAGCAGACGGUUCGACAUUAUCUUGUUCAACAAUAACCGUGCUGGCACGACAGGAAUAUCUGAUAUCAUUUGCACCCAGGGCUUUGCAAUUACAUCCUAUACCAGCGUGUCGAUUCCAGCAUCGAUACGCAUGUCGACUGCUACGAAGGUUCACUGUUUGUCAAGGCUUUG
Verruconis gallopava is the source of this 2183-nucleotide messenger RNA. Its product is annotated as DNA repair protein rad18. NCBI's taxonomy places the organism in Eukaryota, Fungi, Ascomycota, Dothideomycetes, Venturiales, Sympoventuriaceae. The transcript has a single exon. Bases 30 to 1625 code for a protein of 531 amino acids. Gene Ontology annotation, molecular function: ubiquitin protein ligase activity; single-stranded DNA binding. Gene Ontology annotation, biological process: protein monoubiquitination; DNA damage tolerance. The record is from RefSeq and is a predicted model, not a curated record. Gene Ontology annotation, cellular component: Rad6-Rad18 complex; nucleus.